Messenger RNA from Chanos chanos (milkfish), 3562 nucleotides. RefSeq names its product TBC1 domain family member 8B (gene tbc1d8b). The record is from RefSeq and is a predicted model, not a curated record. The transcript has 20 exons. Bases 86 to 3499 code for a protein of 1137 amino acids. Gene Ontology annotation, molecular function: calcium ion binding. Lineage: Eukaryota; Metazoa; Chordata; Actinopteri; Gonorynchiformes; Chanidae.
AACAAAUGUAUAAGGGUGUAGGUGUUAACAGAGAUGAACGUCGUGACAUGCCAAAAGCUGAGAGAUUGUAUAUGAAGAGUUUAACAUGUGGCUUAAACCAGAGGAAGUGCUUCUUAAAAAUGCGCUGAAGUUAUGGGUGACGGAAAAAUCCAAUGAUUAUUUCAUUCUGCAGAGGAGACGAGGGUAUGGAGAGGGCAGCGGCGGACUUACAGGUCUGUUGGUGGGAACCUUGGACACGGUUUUCGAUUCCACGGCGAAGGUGGCUCCGUUCCGCAUCCUGCACCAGACCCCGGACUCCCAGGUCUACUGGACUAUAGCAUGUGGGGCCUCUUCAGAGGAGAUCUCCCAGCAUUGGGACUGGCUACAGCUCAACAUCAUGCGAACGUUAUCUGUGUUUGACUCCAGCGAUGACAUAACCAGCUUUGUCCAGGGCAAAAUUCGAGGUCUGAUAGCGGAGGAGGGAAAGGCCAUGGGACAGGAGGAUGACCCUGAGCGGUUCCGUGAGGCAGUUCUGCGGUUUGAGCGUUUGUUUGGUCUGCCUGAGCGGGAGAAGCUGGUCACCUAUUACUCCUGUAGUUACUGGAAAGGCAGAGUGCCCUGUCAGGGCUGGCUGUACCUCAGCGCCCACUUCCUCUGUUUCUAUUCCUACCUGCUGGGAAACGAGGUGAAGUUAGUAUUGUCAUGGGAUGAGAUCAGUCGUCUGGAGCGGACGUCAAGCGUGUUGCUGACGGAGAGUAUCCGCGUGUGUGUGAGAGGGGAGGAUCAUUUCUUCUCCAUGCUGCUCAGGCUCCAGCAGACCUUCCUCCUCAUGCAGCAGCUGGCCGACUACGCCGUCAGACGCCUCUUCGACAAAGAGUGCUUCAGCCCGGAGCAUCCACUGGCUGACCCCCUACACAUCACACAGAGAGCUCUGGAGAUCCACGCAAGGAACGAGUCAUUCCGUGCAUUUUUCCGCCUCCCUGCGGAGGAGAAUCUUCUAGAAGUUUAUGAAAGUUUCCUGUGGGUUCCAUUCAGUCAUUUUAAUGUGCUGGGGAAGAUCUGUGUCUCUGACAACUACGUCUGCUUCGCUAGUCAGGACGGCACCCAGUGUCACGUCAUCAUUCCUAUGAGAGAGGUGUUGAGUGUGGAGCUGCCUGACCGCAGUAGCCGUGCGCUAAGUGUGUGUUUACGGGGGAAGAGAGCACUACGCUUCAGUGAGGUUCGAGAUUUUGAACGUCUGGCUUCCACCAUCCAGAGGAAGUGUGGCACAUCAGCCAGCCCUCAACAUUCUAUAUCCAGCCAGAUGCCGUUGACUGAUGACGAGGAGGGUGUGAUGAUAGGUCAGAGCAGUCAGACGGUCAGCACUGAAGCUCUAAUGAACGUCUUUCAUCCACACGACGCCGAAAACCUCGACCCCAAAAUGCUGAAGGAGCGAAUGAAGGAGCAGUCGUGGCAGAUCCACUUUUCCGAAUAUGGUCGUGGUUCUGGAAUGUUCUGCACCAAGAAAACACGUGACCUCAUUAUACGUGGUGUCCCUGAGACACUUAGAGGAGAACUCUGGAUGCUUUUUUCAGGCGCGGUCCAUGACAUGGCGGCACACCCAGGUUAUUACACUGGUCUGUUGGAGGCCAGUGUGGGCAGUAGUUGUGUGGCAACAGAUGAGAUUGAGCGAGAUCUCCACCGCUCUCUGCCAGAACAUCCUGCCUUUCAGAGUGACACAGGAAUAUCUGCCCUCCGCAGAGUCCUCACUGCCUACGCACACCGCAACCCUAAAAUCGGUUACUGCCAGGCGAUGAAUAUCCUGACCUCUGUGCUGUUGUUGUAUGCAAAAGAAGAGGAGGCCUUCUGGCUACUGGUGGCUGUGUGUGAGAGAAUGCUGCCGGACUACUUCAACCGCAGAAUCAUUGGUGCGCUGGUGGACCAGGCUGUUUUUGAGGAGCUGAUUCGUGAACAUUUGACCCAGCUCACGGAUCACAUGACGGAUCUAUCCUUCUUCUCCUCCGUCUCGUUGUCGUGGUUCCUCACCCUUUUCAUCAGUGUCCUGCCCAUCGAGAGCGCCGUGAACGUGGUCGACUGUUUCUUCUACGACGGCAUCAAAGCCAUCCUGCAGCUCGGCCUGGCCGUGCUCGACUACAACAUGGAUGCCCUGCUCUGUUGCCAUGACGACGCCGAGGCCGUCACCAUCCUUAACAAGUUUUUUGACAGCGUGACAAACAAAGACAGCCCCCUACCCGUCACUGUCCAGCAGGCCUCAAUGGCAACCAAUGACAAAUCAGCUCACCCCAGAGUCGACAUCACUGACCUUAUCAAAGAGGCAUACGAGAAAUACGGAGACAUCCGCUCAGAGGAGGUGGAGAGCUCGAGAAAGAGAAACAAGCUAUAUGUGAUUCAGACACUAGAGGACACAACUAAACAGAAUGUGCUCAGAGUUGUGGCCCAAGAGGUGAAAUUUAGUGUCUCUCAGCUGGAUGACCUCUACUGCCUAUUCAAGAGGCAGCACUUUGUGAGCUGUUACUGGUCUGUGCGUAGCCCAGCCCUACAGCAUCACGAUCCUAGUCUACCAUACUUGGACCAGUACCAACUAAGCCUCGCCCAGUUUAGCACUCUCUUCAACCUCCUGCAACCGUGGGGCACCACUACCACAUACUCCCACUCCCACACACACUCCCACUCGCAGGCACACAACCUUGCCCGUUCAGCAUUCAGUCUGUUGGAUGAAAACCAGGACGGACUGGUGAACUUUAAAGAAUUCUGCUUUGCCCUGGAUAUCCUGUACAGUGGGUCAUUCACGGAGAAGUUAAAGUUUCUCUUUAAACUGCAUCUGCAGCCUGUGAGUUCAUCAGACUCUACAGAACAAGCUGUAAUCAGAAAAAGCCCAGAAAAAGGUCGGGGGAAGGUGGAUCUUCAGGAGUAUUUGAAACAGUGGCAGGAAGAGAUACAGAAGAAAGAGGAGAGCAUUAAAGACUUACCCAGAAUCAACCAGUCCCAGUUUAUCCAGUUGUCUAAGACACUAUACAGUCUAUUUCACGGUGACAGUGAAGAAGAGUCUCUGUAUCGUGCCGUCGCACGUGUCACCAGCCUCCUGCUGCGGAUGGAGGAGGUGGGACGCCGGCUCCAGGACGCCAGCCCCCCUGGCACUCCCCUCGGCCCCCCCAAGAGCCCGCUCAGCCAGCCCGAGACCCCCUCCAGUCCCCCGGUCAUCUCCCCGAACCCCCCCACGAAUGUGCCAUCCCCUGACGCGGAGACCAGCAGCCCCACUCAAACCUAUAGCGACGCCGCUGACCCUUCCAGUUCGGCUGAACCCUCCACAUCCUCCCCGGGGAGUUCUCCAGACCCCCCCAGCCUGCCCAGCCCCAUAAUCCCCCCCAGCACCCAGGACGGGGAGUGGUCAUUCUCCUUCGAGCAGAUUCUGGCUUCGCUGCUUAAUGAGCCAGUGGUGGUCAGCUUUUUCGAGCAGCCAGUGGAUAUGCAGAGCAGACUGGAACACGCCCAGAGAAACCAGCUCAGAUCAGCACAAUGAACACACACACACACACACACGCGCACACACACAGGCACACACAUAGGCACACACAUACACUGG